AUGACAGAGCCGAACUCAGCAUCGUCCGUCAAUGACAAAAUACCUUCAACAAAUGAAACUGAACAAAAAGAGACAACUGAAAUAAAAAAUAAUGAACCGAACCAGGAAGUAGUAACUACAGCAUCCACUGAAACUUCUACUAAUGAAAAUGUUCCUGAAGAGAUUAAGCCUGAAGAAAAAACAGAAAUACUAGACGCAUCACUGAAUACAAAAGAGCCUGAAAAUCAAUCGAAAGAACCAUCAAGUGAACGUCAAUUUCAAGAUGCUGAAAAAGCAACAGAAGACGACGAAGAAGCAUGUGAUGAUAAUGAUUCCGAAUAUGAAGAUGUCGACGACGAAGAAGGUGAAGAAAUUGAAGAAGAUCAUCAAGCGUCAACUUCGAAUCAGCCAGCAAAUAAAGCUGCAGCCGAUGAAGAUGAUGAACGUAUUAAUAUAAAACCUCGUCGUUUACCAAAAAAACGUGAUGAAAACGAACAUUCAGAAGGCAAUGAAGAUGAGGAUAAUCAAAACGCAACAAAUGCCAAAGCAAAACAACCUCGUCGAAAUGACAAAAAAUCAGAUAAUAAUCGUGAGACAGUUGAUGAUGAUAAUGAUGCUCGGAAUCCAGCAUAUAUUCCACGUAAAGGAAAAUUCUAUGAACAUGAUGAUCGAACAAAUGAUGAGCCAGAAGAAUCAAAACAAGAUACAACAAAAAAUCGAAAUCGAACAUAUCGAGAUUCAGAUGCUAAAUGGCAACAUGAUAAGUUUUAUGAAGAUGAAUCAAGCGCUCAUCAAUCGAGUUAUCAGGGACGCGGACGAGGACGUGGACGCGGUGGCUUUAGACGUGGUGGUCGAGGCGGUGGCGACGAAGGUGAUGAUAGAAAUCAAUUACACUUGAACGAUUACAUGGCUCCAAAUCAAAGAGGACGAGGUGGUGGUGGCGGUGGUUAUCGCCAGCAGCAGCAACAACAAUACUAUGAAGAAGGAACUGAUUAUCGUCGACGACCUCCCCCAUUCGCUAAACCACGCAAUGAUAGAACAAAUAAUUUUAAUUUUGAAGAUUAUAAUCGUCCACCAUCACAUGCUAAUAAUCGUGGUCGUGGUAAUCGAAAUAAUUAUAAUGAACAACAGGCACCACCUCGUCGACAACGACAUGAUAUUGAACAAUAUCAACCUGAAGAACAAUCAGCACCUCCAUCUCGUAACAAUCAACAACAAUUAACAGCUGAACAAGCAUUUCAUCGUGAAAGAAAUUUUACGAAUACUCAAUACCAGCAACAACGUAAUGUACCAAGAAAUAAUAAUAAUAACAAUAAUUAUAACAAUCGUGAUGAUCAAAAACGAUCAACUGGACAAAUAAAUGAAGUCAAUCAAGAAGAUAAUAGAAAUCGUAAUCAACGUCGUGAAAAUAAUGAACCAUCACGUCGCCAAGGAAAAUUCAAUAGGAAUCCACAACAACAAAAUGAACCUGGUUCUGGAAAUUCAAAUCUCUCAGCUGAAGCACCCAGUUUUGAACGUCCUAAACGUUAUUCAAAUAUGCGUAGUAAUGUUUCAAAUUCUGGUCAACAGCAACCACCAGUUCAACAAUCUCAAAUACAAAUGCAACCAUAUCAAGAUCAGCGUGCUGGCUAUUAUGAACAAAAUCAUUGGCAACCAACACCCCCACCUCCAACGACAUAUCUUCCGCAACAGCAGCAAAUGAUGCCAACACAAAUGUAUCAUCCACAGCCACCAAUACCAGCUCCACAGCCUUAUUUUGUUCCACCACAAUAUCAACAACCUGCACAAUAUGUGCCUAUGAAUUAUCCGCAAGGAUCUAUACCUCCACAACUUCAAGAUAAAUGA
This is a messenger RNA of Rotaria socialis, 1824 nucleotides long. Lineage: Eukaryota; Metazoa; Rotifera; Eurotatoria; Philodinida; Philodinidae. The record is from the annotation of a GenBank genome assembly.